This is a messenger RNA of Anneissia japonica, 4813 nucleotides long. RefSeq names its product beta-galactosidase-1-like protein 2. The transcript is spliced from 19 exons. Gene Ontology annotation, cellular component: vacuole. Gene Ontology annotation, molecular function: beta-galactosidase activity. The record is from RefSeq and is a predicted model, not a curated record. Gene Ontology annotation, biological process: carbohydrate metabolic process. Lineage: Eukaryota; Metazoa; Echinodermata; Crinoidea; Comatulida; Comatulidae. The coding region runs from base 105 to 2141 and encodes 678 amino acids.
AAUUCAAAAGAUACGAAGCUGUUCAUGACUUGUUAAAUUCAUCCUACUUGCAGUGUUCGAUGGCGGCACGUAAUAGAUACCUUAGAAAUUGAGUGCAUUGAACCAUGGUGAUGAAAUCAGCUUUCAAAAUGUCGAGGGUUUCGCUUCGUCCUGUACACGUAAUCAGAUGGUGUGUUGUUGCCCUAGCGAUCUUAGGCCUCUUAUUUUGGCUUUGGGAGCGGAGGGAGUACCACAUCGAGGAGGCGCAACGUUUGUCGGGUCCAAAUGCAAGAGAUAUCAAACCACCGUCCCUAAGAAAUGUAGGAAGACAGUUCACACUGGAUGGCCAACAUGUAUUGCUUCUGGGUGGCAGCCUGCAUUAUUUCAGGGUCGUACCCGAGUAUUGGAGGGACAGGAUGAUAAAGAUGAAAGCCUGCGGCCUGAACACAAUAACCACGUAUGUGCCGUGGAAUAUGCAUGAAGAAGUGAGGGGUGAAUUUGAAUUUUCUGGAAUUCUAGAUAUUGUAGCCUUUCUACGGCUUGCAAUGGAGUUGAACUUCUAUGUCAUCCUGAGACCUGGUCCCUACAUCUGUGCUGAAUGGGAUUUUGGUGGUUUACCGAGCUGGCUUUUACACGAUCCAGAUAUGAAAAUUAGGUCAACAUAUCCCUUGUUUGUAGACGCUGUUGAGCGGUACUUUGACAGGCUCCUUCCUCUAGUCACUCCAUACCAGUAUCAUCUUGGUGGACCUAUUAUUGCAGUUCAAGUUGAGAACGAAUAUGGGCACUUUGGAUCCGACGUCAAUUACAUGAUUGCAAUUAAGGAGAUGCUAGUAGCCAGAGGGGUUAAGGAGAUGCUGGUGACAUCUGAUCAGAGCAGCCUGCUCAAGGAGGGAUCUGUGCCUGGAGCUCUAAUGACAGCAAAUUUUCAGAAGGAUGCUGAAAAACAUUUUGAAAAGGUUAAGAAAAUACAGGGUGAUGACAUGCCUUUAAUGGUGAUGGAAUUUUGGCCAGGAUGGUUUGACCACUGGACUGAACAGCAUCACAUAUAUCCAUCAAAAGGGCUGAUACCAACUAUAAAAGAUGUUCUACAGCUUGGAGCAUCUAUCAACUUCUACAUGUUCCACGGUGGCACAAAUUUCGGGUUUUGGAAUGGUGCCAACAUAGUCCAUCAAACAUACCAACCAGAUGUUACAAGCUAUGAUUAUGAUGCCCCUCUUUCUGAAGCUGGUGAUGCCACUGAAAAGUAUUUCAAGAUUAAAGCCUUGUUGAAGCAGGAAUCACCUAAAGGAGUUGUUCCUGACCAUUUGCCUAAUGUUCCUGCCACUGGUAAGAUAGCAUAUGGAGAAGUCACUAUCACUCAUUUCAUUACUUUGGAAGACACGCUACCCCUUCUUGGUGCGCCUGUUAAAUCUGAAAUAGUCAUGCCAAUGGAGAUGUUACCUAUAAACAAUAAUGGCGGCCAAGGAUAUGGCUACGUACUCUAUAGGACAAAGGUCAAAGGAUCAGUUAGUAAACUGGAUUUUGUUGAACUCCCUCAUGAUAGGGCUCAGGUCUUCUUAAAUGGCCACUCUGCAGGGGUUGUAUCAAGAACAGGAGUCAACUCUAUUACUCUCCUCAACCUGGAAGUUGUAAAGAAGGAAUUGAAGAAUUUGAAAUCGGAUGAUGAGGUUACACUAGAUAUCCUGGUAGAAAAUCAAGGAAGAACAAAUUUUGGGAAAGAAAUGAUUUCUGAAAGAAAAGGUUUGUUAAAAGAUGUGGAAGUGAACAAAAAGGUACAGAAAGACUGGGUAAUUUAUCCACUGGAAUUUAAGAAACCAUUUAUGGAAGGAGUGAUGGCAGCCGACAAAUGGCAGAAUAUGAAACCCGGGAUUAAAGUACCAGCACUUUAUAAAGGAUCCUUUGAAAUACCAAAUAGGACACCAAAGGACACAUUCCUGAGCAUGGAGGGCUGGGAUAAAGGCAUUGUAUUUGUCAAUGGCUUCAAUAUAGGACGAUACUGGAAAGAAGGACCGCAGACAACCUACUAUGUUCCUGGGCCACUGUUAAAGGCAGGCAGAAAUGAGAUUGUUAUUUUUGAGCAGCAUGGGAGUGCUGGUAAGGUCAGUUUUGUGGAUAAACAUGACCUCGGCCCAACGGUACGUAGAGAUACAUGGAACGAAUAAGGCAGUCGAGGUUUACAGAAUAGACCUAAGCCCUGUUUGGAUUGCAAUUUUUUUGGUCAAACUAAACCAUGCAAAUAGAAUGCAGUGCACAAACAGCCUGCCUAAGAUUGUCCGGGUGAAGUAACACAAUAGUACAGUAAGUUUAUCCGAGUGAAUGAUGUCCAGUGCAAUUUGAUUAAGUGUUCCAGAGGGCGUAUUAAUACCACGCGCAACACUGAACUUCACAGAAUCAAACCACGAUUAGACUGACCAUGCGCAUUCUUAAGAUCUUUCUAUCUUAAAACAUGCGUAUUUAAAUCCUGGUGAGAACAGCAUACGAUUUGUCCAAAGUAGAUUUACUCUUCGUCUUGUUCAAAAUUAAUUCACUGAGAACAUGGCGGUAAGCGGUUAUGAAGAUUGAACUUCGCAUUACACGUAUAAGAAAAUUAGACACUUGUGAUUUUUUUUUUUAAGGGACUAAAUUCUCCCCACUUCAUCAUGAGUCCACAAGCUGGGUUCUGUUAAAUAUAAAUAAAAAUUUUUUUUAAUUCAGAUUUUUUUAUAAUAUAGGAUGUUUACAAUAAAGUAAUUAUAUACAUAAAAUUGUAUUAUUUUUGCUAAAAAAUAUAAACAUAUAGUACAUACAGUAUUGUGAACUACAAUUUAUGCAUAACAAUUAUAUGCCUAUAUUAUAUGCCUAUAUAUCAGUGGGCAAAGUGCAGCCCGUGGGCCACCAGCGGCCCAACAGUAAUUUUGUUGUGGGCCGCAAAAACCCUGUGUAAGGCCUGCCAUGCAAGUUUGAUUAGAAAACCCUUUGUUUUUAUCAGAAAUCAGUAUUAAAUCAGAACUUCACUUUGGCCCUCCAACCCAUUUUUAUGCCCACCCCUGACUGAUAAGGUGGUUUAAUUUAAUUAAACAUUUGAAAAUAGAUAGUAGGCAUAUAGUAAUAACACUUGUUAUUUACACAAAUGGUGGUAUUAUAUAAUGUGAUAGAUAGGUGAAGGAAAUAUGUAAAUUGUUUUAUUUAUCAGAUUAUUAUCAUUUUAUAUGGCCAUUGUUUAAAAAAAUGAUAUUUAGGUAUCUCAUAGGCAUAUGGUCCAGGGGAAGAUCCAGAGAGAGGUGUAGAGGCUAUGGACCCCCGGAAACAGCAAGAAAACAUAUAGAGAAGAAAGAGGGGUCCACGGUACUCUAGAACAAGCAAAUUUUCAAUUAAAAUUCCAUGUACCAGUGUCUAUUGUCAAGCAUUCUAAACAAAAAUCUCAAGCUCCAACCACCCCACCCCCUGCUUGGUGCUUCGCACGUCACAUGACCUCUACCCAGAUUUUUCUUUGGAUCCAACCCUCAGUUCAAUUUGACCAGUUGGUCAAUAUUGGAGUAGUAGUAGUAGUAUAGGCCAAGUUUUAUGGUAGCCAUAUUAUGUGCAUUUUUGAGACACAUUGUCUUUCAGGCUUUCAAUCGCUUGUAGAUUGUGUUAAGCCCUGUCAAGAUUUUAUUUGACAAAAAAACUGUUGUAUGCCCAUAUAUAGUCAUGAUGUACCUAUACAUGGUCAUGAUGUGAUGUAAUCAUGACCAUAUUUAGGCAUUCCAUAUAUUUUGGACAGGGCUGAAGGCAUUUGUAAACAUUUUAAGAUGAUUGCAGAUUAUGUAAAUUGUUUGUAUUUCAUAAUGUAGACAUUAUAACAAAAUUAGCAUUAACUGCAUUUUUACUUGUCAAAUACCGCCACCACGUGGUCUGGUUGGCGCAAAUGUAAUGGAGAGGUUUCUUUUUGACACAGGCAUCUUUAAAGCUGUUUUCCACUAGGCGAAUUUAUUUGUGCGAAUCGAAAGUGUUGGUUCCCUUCCUGAGCUAUGAUUGGUUGUGCAUUUUUUUGCUUUGCAAAAAGUAGAAACAGUUCGAAACUACUGAUUUUGCUGAAGAGAAAAACUCUGAUAGAGAUAUGAAUGUGCAUGCGCAUGAACUGAUGCCUUCGAUCCAUGAGAAUAAAUUCGCAUAGUAGAAAACAGCCUUUAAACUUGUAAUUAUAACAUCAGACAGUCUUUAGGAUGUAAUUCUAUAUUGAUUGAUUGAUUGGUUGAUUUUAAUUAGUGCAAUAAAUAACACUUGAAAUCAUACAUGAAAGUACUUGCAGGUCCCUAUUAACUAAUUUAAAACAAAUAGAAAACACAACAGAAUGCAACAAAAAACAGAAUUUAUUUAAAAUUACCAUUUUAUGUAAAUACGUUAUUUAAUUCCACAUUGAAGAUUAAUCCUAGGUUUUGCACUAUUGCGGUAGAACAGUACUAGCUUAAGGAAUUUCCUACCAGAGAUGUGUUACCCACCACCAUAAAUAGAAUAUAAUCUUUUCUUCAUUUUUAUUUAAAAAUUGUGUUUUUUUUUUUUCACCUACAUCUGAAGGUCCUUUAUAAACAAAGUUAAUUUUAUGUGGUAUAAUACAAAAAAAAAACUGAAUCGCAUUUUAUGUGGGGUAUCAGGAUGUAUAUUUUAUUAAAACCCCAUCAAAUACGAAUACUGCUCCCACAAACAGAUAUAAAUCUAGUUGAACAAAAUAUAUGCAAAUGUACAGUACACUGUAUACUUUCCACCAUAAAUGUUAGAAGUACAACUUAAGAUAUUUUUUUCACAUUUUGAGUCCUUUAAAUUCCUUGGUAUUAACUACCAAGAUAUAUUCAAUAAAAUGAACAAUUGUAAAAUA